AUGUGGACAGGAUUGGUUGUUCCUGGUCAACAGUGGAAGAACACUGGAACAAGACGACGUUGCCGCAGGUGCUUAACUGGGUCGACACGAGCGGCUCUCGCGCAACCCUGGCAACGCCUCGUGCAGUGCCCGGUGCUGAAGCAACCCGCCAGGAACGCUCUGGCGGUGACUGCGACGCAUCCGGCGCUUCGACGUGCGCUUGUCUCUGUGCUACUCGUGGGGCUAUGUUUCACCAACGACAGCCGGGUGUACGCAGUUCCCGCUCACGAACCUGUGGAACAAACGGACUCGACCGAACGGAGCCAGGCUAUCGAACGUGAGCUCGAAGCAAAGUUUACGCAAGCGCUACGCCUCACCGAACAAGCUUCCUGGGAAGAAGCGGACAAGGCAUGGAGUGCAGUGUUGGCCUUGGACCCGGACAACGGAGCCGCGCUCUCGAACCGAGGUCUCGUUCGCUUGUCGUUGCAUCGCCUGGACGCAGCGCUCGCAGACCUCCAGCAGGCCGUCGAACGCUCACCCGCUGAGCCGGUCCUUCACGAGAACCUCGGUCUCGUCUAUGAAGCCCGUGGUGAAUGGGAACCAGCGCUCGAAGAGUAUACAAAAGUUUUACAGAGCGUUCCAGCAAGCGCGACGGCCUUGAUAAACAGGGGAAACGUGCAGGUCUCGCGCGGAGCGUACGCUGAAGCGCUUGCAGACUACCAGGCGGCUGCAGACGCGGAAACUGGUCUGGCUGCUCCACGCGAAAAAAUGGCCCUGGUUAUGGCACAGCUGGGACGUUCUGACGACAGUAUUCAGAUCCUGCGUCAGGUGGUACGCAAGUAUCCAACAUAUGCCGAAGCGCAUGCAGCGCUUGCAGCGGUGCUCUGGGGCGCAAAACAUGACUUUCUCAGUGCCGAGGAUCAAUGGGCCCGUAUUUCGAACAACGAAUUACGGGAGGAGAUGUCGGAACUCGAAAACCUGCGCAUCUACUCCCGAUGGCCACCGCGUAUGAUUGAAUACCUGCGCGAAUUCUUGAACUUGGAGACCGCAAAUCAGGAGAUCGAGUCUGCCGGUUUUGUGCUCUAG
This is a messenger RNA of Cyanidioschyzon merolae strain 10D, 1065 nucleotides long. RefSeq lists its product as hypothetical. NCBI's taxonomy places the organism in Eukaryota, Rhodophyta, Bangiophyceae, Cyanidiales, Cyanidiaceae. Gene Ontology annotation, molecular function: protein binding. Bases 1 to 1065 code for a protein of 354 amino acids. The record is from RefSeq and is a predicted model, not a curated record. The transcript has a single exon.